Sesamum indicum (sesame) is the source of this 1847-nucleotide messenger RNA. Its product is annotated as maltose excess protein 1-like, chloroplastic. Gene Ontology annotation, molecular function: maltose transmembrane transporter activity. The record is from RefSeq and is a predicted model, not a curated record. Gene Ontology annotation, cellular component: chloroplast envelope. Lineage: Eukaryota; Viridiplantae; Streptophyta; Magnoliopsida; Lamiales; Pedaliaceae.
CUACCAGAUUCAGUCAUAUAAAAGUAGGACCCAACUUUGCGGGCACGAGACAGCCUGUUCCUGUUUCUGUUCCCUCCCAAAUUGACGACUUAACACCUCUCACGCACAUGCCAUUCGCCAUUCUCGCCGGAUCGGAUUUACGAAUUUCAAGAAAUCUCACUACUUCACUCUCCUCAACACCCGCAGAGUUGUGGUAAUAAAUUUGUCAAUUUCCGGAAAAUAGCUCACCCCUUCUGUUCUGUGGCUGCUUCUUGGAUUGGUGGCCGGACUAAAAUGUAUCACCAACUCUAGCUAAUCAAUGGCGGGUUCAUUAUUACUCAUGGAUAAGUUACGGUUGUGCAGUCAUCGACCGUCUGACUAUUGUGCCUUCAGUUCUUAUCCAAAAAGUUUACAGUCAUUCACCUGUGCUCAACCACACUUGGAAAGCAUCUUCACUAAUAAACUUCACCCGAAGAGAAUUAUCUUUUCUGGCCAGUCAAUCUGUUGUUAUAGGCUGAAACCACUUUAUGCUUGUAGCUCAGAAAAUGCUCACCCCAUCAAUCAGGAAUCUGUGCAAGUGAGAGGCAAGGGCCUUGAGCAAUGGGAUUCAUUGACAGCAAAAUUUGCGGGAGCUGCAAAUGUACCAUUUCUCUUAUUGCAGUUGCCUCAGAUCAUACUCAAUACUCGGAAUCUGCUGGGAGGGAAUAAAUCUGCGCUUCUGGCUGUCCCAUGGCUGGGUAUGCUUACUGGAUUGCUUGGGAAUCUUUCUUUGCUCUCAUACUUCAUUAAGCGGAGGGAAAAUGAAGCAGUGGUGGUCCAGACACUAGGAGUCAUAUCCAUGUAUGUGGUGAUUUCGCAGCUGGCUAUGGCUGAAGCUAUGCCACUCCCUCAGUUCAUCGCCACUUCAAUAGUGAUUGCAUCUGGCCUCAUUUUAAAUUGUAUGAAAUACUUCCAUUUACUCAAUCCUGAAAUCUGGCAUCUUUGGGAAGAAUUUAUUACCAUAGCUGGCUUCUCUGCACUUCCACAAGUCAUGUGGUCAACCUUCGUCCCUUACAUUCCAAAUACUGUCUUUCCUGGCUUGAUCGCCUUUGUCACUGCAGUGCUUGCUGUUCUUAUGGCUCGCAUGAGCAAGCUCUCGGAGAAAGGCAUCAAAAUUCUUGGAAUUUUGUCUGGGUGGACAGCAACUCUUCUUUUCAUGUGGAUGCCUGUUGCCCAAAUGUGGACAAAUCUUCUGAAUCCGGAAUACAUAAAAGGGUUGUCAGCUAUUACAAUGUUGCUGGCCAUGGUUGGCAAUGGACUUUUGAUCCCACGGGCACUAUUUAUUCGAGAUUUAAUGUGGUUCACUGGCUCAACUUGGGCAUGUGUUUUCUAUGGAUGGGGUAACCUUGUAUGCCUGUACUGCUUCAACAGUAUCAGCCGGGAGUUCUUCUUGGCUUCAACCCUCGCUUUUAUCGCUUGGAUAGGAAUGACCUUCUGGAGAGAUGCCCAAGUUCAUGACCAUGGUUCACCAUUAACUUCUUUGAAGGAGCUGCUUUUUGGACGAUGAUCAUCCUUUCCACGCGGCACACACGCAUCUCCCUCUGAGAUGUUCGACCACAACAUUUUAACAUGGCCGCAAGAAAGAUUUGAAGUACCUCUUAUCUUCAUGAAGAUGUCUGGUUAACAAUGCAAAGUAAGAAGUAUCAGUCAUCAAGAUGUUUCUAUGAUGGGGCAAAUUAGUGGUGUAUGACAUACUGGAUAGAAAGAACCGGCUAACUGCAGAAAAGUGAUUAUAUAGUUGUCCACAUUGAUCUGAUUAACUGUACACUCUAAUCAUAUAUACCAAGAGCCUGAAGGAGAUGAAAAAACUAAUUUGACUUAUCAUACAA